GUGUGUGUGUAUAUGUGUGUGUGUGUAAAAUGGAGAUAACGUUCAGGUCCUGGGGACGGGAGUAUCGAUGGCGAAGAGGGGAGGGGAAGGAAGAGAGCGAUCUGAAGAAAGGGGUAGAGAGAAUGAGGGAAAAAGCUGCUCUCCCGAAUAGGUUCUCCUUGAAGCGGGAGGGGCGGGGCGGGGCGAAUUUGGGGGCGGGGUCGGCCCGAGAAGCCUCCUCAUUGGCUAGGACGGGCCCGGUCGCCCGGGCUUGAGUGGGUAGCAAGCACGGUUGCGCGUUCGCCCGGUCGGGAGGGCGGGGCCGGAGGGUUCGAUUAGUUGCCACUGCCGCUGGGGAAGAGAAAACAGCGACGGCUGCGGCGGCUGUAGCGGUGGGAGUCCCCGCUUAAAGCCGGGACUGAGUGGGGAGGAAUCAUUUUAUGCUUCAAAAUUAGGACAAAUAUGUGAGAAUUUCCAUCAGCCAGCGUGGAUUUCUUUCGUCAAGCUCUUCGAAUACAACUCACUAUAUAACUUUCUCAGAUAACCUUCUCUGUGCCAUGUUCUGUGGCUUGCAUCAAAAGAGGAAUUUGUCUUCAUGAAGAUUCCUAACAUUGGUAAUGUGAUGAAUAAAUUUGAGAUCCUUGGGGUUGUAGGUGAAGGAGCCUAUGGGGUUGUACUAAAAUGCAGGCACAAGGAAACACAUGAAAUUGUGGCAAUCAAGAAAUUCAAGGACAGUGAAGAAAAUGAAGAAGUCAAGGAAACAACUUUACGAGAGCUUAAAAUGCUUCGAACUCUAAAACAGGAAAACAUAGUGGAGCUGAAAGAAGCUUUCCGAAGAAGAGGGAAAUUAUAUUUGGUGUUUGAAUAUGUUGAAAAAAAUAUGCUUGAAUUGCUAGAAGAAAUGCCAAAUGGAGUUCCACCUGAUAAAGUAAAAAGCUAUAUCUACCAGCUAAUUAAGGCAAUUCACUGGUGCCAUAAGAAUGAUAUUGUUCAUCGAGAUAUAAAACCGGAAAAUCUCUUAAUCAGCCAUAGUGACAUCCUGAAGCUGUGUGAUUUUGGUUUUGCCCGGAAUCUAUCAGAAGGCAACAAUGCUAAUUAUACAGAAUAUGUGGCCACCAGGUGGUACCGUUCCCCUGAACUAUUACUUGGAGCUCCCUAUGGAAAAUCUGUAGAUAUGUGGUCUGUGGGCUGUAUUCUUGGGGAGCUUAGUGAUGGGCAACCUUUAUUUCCUGGAGAAAGUGAAAUUGACCAACUUUUUACUAUUCAGAAGGUGCUAGGACCACUUCCAUCUGAGCAGAUGAAGCUCUUCUACAGCAAUCCUCGUUUCCAUGGGCUCCGGUUCCCAGCUGUUAAUCACCCCCAGUCUUUGGAGAGAAGAUAUCUAGGAAUUUUAAGUGGUGUUUUGCUUGACUUAAUGAAGAAUUUACUGAAGUUGGAUCCAGCAGACAGAUACUUGACAGAACAAUGUUUGAACCAUCCUUCAUUUCAAACCCAGAGACUCUUGGAUCGUUGUGGAACUUCACCUUCACGAUCAGCAAAGAGAAAACCAUACCAUGUUGAAAGCAACACAUUAUCUAAUAGAAAUCAAGCCAGUAAAAAUGCUGCUUUGCAGGCACAUCACCGAUCUAACAGUAAAGAUAUACAGAACCUAAGUGUUGGACUUCCACGGAAUGAAGAUGUUCUUCCAGCAAAUGAAAGCUUCCUCAAUGGAAACCUUUCUGCAGCUUCUCAUAGUCCCAUGCACACCAAACCCUAUCAAACAAGUAACCCACCGGGAUCUGCAAACAAAGAUCUCACCAAUAACAACAUUCCACAUCUUCUUAGCCCCAAAGAAACAAAAUCAAAAACAGAAUUUGAUUUCAAUAUUGACCAAAAGGCUUCUGAGGGCCCAGGCACAAAAUACCUUAAGUCAAACAGUAGGUCUCAGCAGAACCGACACUCGUUUAUGGAAAGUUCCCAAAGCAAAACUGGAACAUUACAGCCUGGUGAAAAGCAUGGACGGCAUAGCUACAUAGACACUAUUCCCCAGUCCUCUAAGAGUCCUUCUUAUAGGGCAAAGGCCAAAAGUCACGGGAUUCUGACUGAUUCCAAGUCUGUGAGUAACCUUUCUGAAGCCAGAGUUCAGAUUUCUGAUCCCAGUAGUGGCAGGUAUUUUCCAUCUAGCUGCCUAGACUUGAACUCUCCCACCAGCCCAACCCCUCCCAGGCACAGUGACAGUAGAACUUUACUUAGUCCUUCUGGGAGAACUAACCGAAGUGAGGGCACCCUGGACUCACGGCGAACAGCAACAAGACAUUCCAAAACAAUGGAGGAAUUGAAACUGCCCGACCACAUGGAUGGAAGCCAUUCACAUUCACUCUCUGCACCACAUGAAUCUUUUUCCUAUGGUCUAGGCUAUACCAGCCCUUUCUCUUCUCAGCAGCGGCCUCAUAGGCAUUCCAUGUACGUGACUCGGGACAAAGUGAGAGCGAAAGGCUCAGAUGGAGGCUUGAACAUAGGGCAAGGGAUGGCAGUCAGAGCCAACAGCCUUCAACUGUUAUCACCACAGCCAGGGGAACAGAUCCCUACCGAGCUAAGUGUAUCACGGUCUUCAGCUAAAGAAACUUCUCGAGAUGGUACAUCUUCAUUUCACUCACGGCAAAAAUCUGAGGGUGGAGCCUAUCAUGACCCCCACUCAGAUGAUGGAGCAGCCACAAAAGAAAACAGACAUCUGUAUAAUGAUCCUGUUCCAAGAAGAGUUGGUAGCUUCUACAGAGUUCCAUCUCCACGUCCGGAUAAUUCAUUCCAUGAAAAUAAUGUACCAUCCAGAGUUGCUUCUCUGCCAGCAGAGAGCAGCUCUGGGACGAACCACCCAAAAAGACAAACAACAUUUGAUCCGUGGAAAAGUCCUGAAAAUAUUAGUCAGGCUGAACAACUCAAGGAGAAGGAGAAGCAAGGCUUUUUUAGAUCCAUGAAAAAGAAAAAGAAGAAAGCUCAAACAACAGACUCCACCAACGGGGAGAAUCCAAGCAUCAAGAAAUCCCUCUUUCCUCUUUUUAAUUCAAAGAAUCCUUUAAAGCAUAGUUCUUCUUUGAAAAAGCUUCCUGUAGUCACUCUACCUAUGGUGCCCAAUUCGGAUAGUCAGGAUCUUCUGGCAUUACAGAAAGCCAUUCACUCGACUAAUCACCAAAGCAGCCGGCCAAAGGAGUGGCGACCUGAGAAGAUCUCAGAUCUUCAAGUUCAUAGUCAGCCAUUAAAAUCACUCCGUAAGCUGUUGCAUCUCUCUUCCGCCUCAAACCACUCCACUUCCUCAGAUCCGCGCUUUCAGGCCUUACCGAGUCAGCAAGCCAAAAGCUCCUUUUCCGAAGUGCGGAUUCACCCCAUGAGCCAAGCGUCCAGCAGCAGCAGCGGCGGCAGCAACGUGCGCGCGGAGGCCACUCCCAAGGCUCGGCCGACCCUGCAGCUGCCGGGUCAGCUGGAGCCGGGUUGGCACGUGUCCCCUGUGAGCAGGAGUGCUCCCGAGGGGCCCUCCUACUCCGAACAGCUGGCUUCAAAGAGCGGCCCAAACGGGCACACCUAUAACAGAACCAAUCGAUCCCGGAUGCCGAAUCUGAAUGAUCUAAAAGAGACAGCCUUGUAAUUGUGCUCCAGGGACGGGGGAGAAGGCCAGCCCCCGAGGAGGCCGAGGGGAGGCAGGGAUGGGGCACGCGGGACCGGGGCAGCCAGCCCGCCUUUUCAGCCUGGGGAAGCUGUGCAAUAUUGGGGGUGUGGAGCCAUGCUGCCAGGCGCCACAUCGGUUGUCAGGGAUCCUACGGUAGAGGGGCUGGAUUGGGGAUGGCUGCUCCGGAAGGCUCCCUUGAUGGUGGCCUUCGGGAGGAAGUGGUUGCCUGGUUCCCUCCCCUGCCCCGCCCCCCCUUACAUUCCCGCUUGAGUGUGCUCCCUCGGGACGCUGGGAAGCUCGAGCCUGCCUUGGCCUUCCCGGGACGGACAAUCCAGUGUCUCGGCCUACGUCCUCACCACGUGGGCUUGGGGGAAGCCCAGCCCAUCCCUUUCUUGCAAGGGUUAGAAGUCGCAUUGUAUGUCUUCGAUUUGUUUUUUUUAACUCCCAUAUUUGAUAGGAUUUGUAACAUUUAUUUAUGAUUAAUAUUGUACUCUUGCAAUCACACCUUUUAUGUUCGAUAUAGAGUUAUUCCGAGCUGUUUGGAACAUUGUGAAGCAGUGCAGCAGCGACAGUAGUUUGUAUAAAAACUCAACAGUAACAUUCAUAUGUGGCUUCAGGAGUAUUUUAUUCCCUCUAUACACGUAUAUGCUAAAUACCUGUCUGUUUUCUAAAUAUCUUCAUUUAAAGGAAGCAUCCUUAGGACUCCGCCAUAUUUUUAUACAUUGUGAUAUAAAGUGCAGCAUUGCCCUCGUGAUCAGGGAGGCGGCCGGCGGCCACGCCACGAUCCCCUGUGAGCAGCUCCCGGAUCCCCUGUGUUCCGCACCCCCUCGGGGCGCGCUCUGCCGGACGUCGCGGGGUGUAGACCAAAGAGAGGCCGCGGGGGUCCCGCGUGGGGAUGGCGUCCGCUUGUUGGGCGUGCUGCUUGCAGCGAGAGCCCCAGCGCGGCUCCCCCCAUGUGGCCGUGCUUAAGCAGAACGGCAGCGGCCCUCUUUCGUAGGGUCCGGCGCCCUGCGUCUCCCCCUCACUCCGAUGGCGUCCGGGCCUGCGACCUCGUGACUGCACUAGCAAUAACCACCCGAACGCACUCGCCUGUCCAGGCCUCCGUUUCAGCCGUGCUCCCGUGGCAGCCCUUUUGACAACGGCGCCCCCCCCGAAGUCCCUUAAAGAGAAGAGAGCCGCUUGGUCUCCCUGCUCCCCCUCCCAGGCCUGGCUUUGUCAGGGUUUGCUCUGCUCACAGCUCUGAGAGCAUCCCAUCCCCAAUCGGCCUUGACCCAUGACAGCUGUCGGAGGGAAACGCCGCAGGGACCUGACGAUGAUGCGAACUACAAACAGGAGGCUCCGUUUCCCCGGACUCUGACGUGUUAGGUCGUGUGUGCGUCGCCUUCACACUUAGACCAUGCUUCCGUGUGCGCAGACUGUGUGUAGCUCUCAGGGCUUUGUGUUUCAUUUUCAGUAAUAUGGUGGGCCCUAAAGGAAAACUCGAGGUGGGCGUGACGUCAUCCUUGAGGCUGUCUUCUUUGAGAUCCGUUGGCGAUCUCGCAAGCUGUGCUUUUUGCUUCAUUUUUUUCAUUGUUAGAUUUUUCUCUGUUCUUCCAGUUCUGGGCAUUUCAGCUGGCCCUGCAUUGUCUUGAACGGAAUUUUUCCCUCAAAAUUACCCUGUCUUAUGUGAGAAUUAAAAACCUAACAGCAUUUAUCUGAGUGCCUAUGACACUGGUAAUGUGUGUUCAACACCUUGACCACAGGGCUACAGCCCUUCCCAUCACCCCACACUCCUUAUUUGUUAGUGAGCUCGUUUUCAGCAUCGAAAGGACCUCAGCAGUGCCUUUGGCACUUGGAUAGCGUGGGGAGCCCCUUUGGGUUCUCCCGGGCUUUCUCCUCUUGGUGUCCCUUAGAUGGGAACAUUCGCCUAAAGCUGUCCGUCGUCCAUCUUCUUCCAACCGCAAGUAACAGGUGGCUAGGAGUACGUGUAAUAUAUUCCCGGAUCCCAGUUAGAAAACAGGCACUAUUCAGAGCCGUUUGAAACCGAUCUGCUGCCUCGCCUCCUCUUCGAAGCUCUUCAUGGAGCCUUGCCAGGACCCCUAAAUGGAAUCGGUGGCUUGUCAUUCUCGGUCAAGUUUUCUCUCACAUCUGGUUGUUUUAGGGUGGAACUGUUGCUUUUCCCAGCACGUGGUGUGUUUCUCAUUCUCUAAAGGCUUCCUCAUGGGUCCACAGAGACCUACCCCUCGAAAGAAUGUACUAGAGGGAGCCACAGAAGCGGAUGAGUUUGAGGUGGGAUGGAGACCUUCUAAGAAUGAACUAACUUAUAAUUCAAGCUGUCUAGAUCCAGUGAAGUUUAGUCACUGAUGACAAUUUCCAGAAUUGCCUUUUGUAUUAGGGGAAAUAAGAUUUUAGGCACUUAGGGCACUUUUUCUUGUCUACUUUUAUUUUUAACCAUUUUUUUUCUGUGAGAGACUCAAAAUGUACUUUAUUCCCUCAGAUCAUUGAGGCUUGUACUAAGUGUCGUUGGAUAGCCCUUAGAGCCUGAGAUCAUACGAUUACAGAGUUAAGAGCAGGGUCUCUGGUGUUUCUAGACUGAAUUUGCCAAGGUGACCCUCUUCCCUAAGUUAUGGAGUUGACAGUAUGGGUUUAAGGGGCUCCCACUCUCUUCUCAUCAGCACUGCUUUCUGCUUGUUGAAGGGAAGGUCUGUAUUUGGGGCUAGUGAGACCAAAGCGACCUUCUAGGUAGUUUAAGCUCAAAAUUCAUGCAGCCCACCAGCCACCUCGAGAGCGCGCAGCAGCUCGGAAGGUUAGAUUGAUGUGUACUUGCUGUUAUGGAGGACCUGGAGCUGUUAGCAACACUCCACCACAGCCCCGUUGUUUGCUCGUUAAGAAAGAAAAAAAGGAUGCCCGCCAGGCAGACUUGAUGCCUCAAACGUCCUGGCGGUCUGCCUAGCGUUAGAUGUAUUUGUGCCUGUGUUUGUCAUGGAGAAGUCUGGGUCUGACGUGCUCUAGGGCCCAACUGCUCACAGUCUCACCCAAAUAUUCUGAGCUCAGAGUUCUUCUGAUGAGUGGAUAGUGAGAAACGUAAGGGGAAAUUUAUGUCAUGUUAGUACAAACUCAAGGGAGCCAGUUCAGUACAUUCAUAACCUGAAAAUGAGUGAAGAAUUCGGGGGGGGGGGGUCCUCAUUCUCUCUACCUGGCGUCGCUUAUUUAAUUUCAUGGCAUCUACCAUUCUGUAACUUAAAAAAAAAAAUCUUCCAGUCAUGUAUAAAAUGGCCUCAGAUUCAACUUUUUAAGAAAAGAGGAAGAAUUGUUUUCGAGGUUUUGGAAAGAUCUAAUUCUAGCCAAAAGAAGUCUGCAACUAACUAUAUACCAGGAUCCUGAAGGAAGUGGCAACUUUCUCAAAUCUGUUCCUAUAGCUAAUACAGUAAUAUCUGUGUACUCCUCAGAGACGGCCUCCUGAUUUUAUAUCCGGAGAGCCGUCGUGUCCGGCAUGGAUGGAUGUUUAGCAGUAUUACUAAGCUACACAACAACCCCAGCCUCUAUGACGUGAGACACUACCUAGUAGACACAGAUAAGCUCAUUUCCUUGUGCAUUCACACUUAUUUUCUGCAUGAAUCAAUGCAUGAGCCAAGGGAGCUCUCCUGUGGUGUGGACUUCUUUUUGAUAUGCUGGAAGCGAGAGUGAGAUUGUUUAUACAGAUCUCGAGACAGGAGUGGGACCUUUGGAAGACUCUCUGAGGAUGCCUUGUUAGCUUAUUCGAAUGGAGAAUUCAUUUCUUCGGUGGUAGACCUGAAAAUCCUAACGUUGAGUCUCAGAAAGUUUUGGUCCCAGAAACGAUGAGCCAAUGCAAGAAAUACCAGGUUAUAACUGUCCCUCGUUUUUGUAGAUACAACUGUGAUGGAGUAGAGAGGGGAGGGAGUCCGCUGAUUUUGUGCUUAUUUUUCAGUGCUUUUAUGGAAUAUAAGUAACUCCAGAGGCCCCAGGCCAUUGGACGUGCAGAGUACAACAACCAGCCACUGUAUAAAUAUCUUUUCUCUAAAGCUCUGUUCAUCCUUCUGUAAGAUAUUAAUUGUGAGAAUCCUUUCUGAUGUCUGCUUAGUUUCCAUGAGUCAGUCAAUUUACUUGUGUGUUUGCUACAGAAUACCAAGUGUCUUGUUUUCCCAUAGAUUUACCUGUUAGGUUUGGGAUCUUGGGAUAUUUCUGCUGGAAAAGAUAUGUAAUAGUCCCCGUUUUAGAUUUUCGGGGCUCAUAGAACUGAGCUGUAUUAAUUUCUCUGAAGGAGGGGCCACUCCGUAUUUUUUCUACAGGGUUUAGUCUUUUCAGCCCCAUUUGGUCCCCGUGUCUUCCUUCAUAAGAUCUUGCACCUUAAAAUCAGUCUCUUUGUAGUAUUCAGAUUUCAAGUUGCCUUGUUUGCUUCUAUUCCAACACAGUCUAUCCAGGAUACAGAGGCCUUACGUGUUCCUCCAUCCACCCUUUAGUUGUCUCUAUCGGCCGUUGUAUUGCGAUUUCCUCAGGACUUCCUUUGGUUUCAGUGGUCACUUCCGGAAGUUGUGACUCAUUUCAUUUCAGCAGCAGGACCAACUUGUCACGGUGCUUUGCUUCAUUUCAGAUAAGAGCCUUAGGAACACAAAAGGGAACCGAGAUGGUGUGUAUAAACGGGGCGCUUUUGCCCGGUUUGCCAGAGGGUCCAGUGUGUCAAAGCUAUCAGUCACAUGAACCGAGAAAAUGUUCGCUUCUGCAGAAUAAAGCUCUCCGUAGAAACUUAGAAGAUACUCAAAAAAUGGGUAGCGAAGUUCUGUCUUUAUUUUGACAUAGAUUUCAUUAAAGACGCCAACUCCCUUGUGGUCCGUUUGUUCUAUUUCCCUUCCUUUAGGUCUUUUUUAAUUGGGUGGGUGGUUUUAUUUGGGGGGGGGGGGGUUGGAGGAAGGUCGGUUCUUAAUCUUAGUUGAGUCAGACUGCUUGAUGGAAUGAAGGAAUUUUUCACCUAUAAAUCUAGAUGAGCCUAACUAAAAGUUAUCCAAAAAUACUGCCUCCAAGAAUUGCUUUAUGCCAUUGGGAGUUUCUGUUUGUUUUACAUAGAAGAGAAAUUUCAGAACUUUUUCAGGCCCCAAUUGGAACAGUAUAGUGUCUGUGGCAAAAAUCUGGCUCGGGGUGAAUCAAGAACUUUGUUUUGAAGAUGAGACUAAGCCAAAAUGAUAUCAUCCAAAUUUAUGGGUAAACAAUUACUAGAAAUUCUUCAAUGCACAGACUUUAUAAUCAUAACCUAUCCUUUUUACUGUGGAAAGGAGGUGAUGCGGUAUUAAUCUUUUUAAUCCUUGAACCCAAACUGACUUUAACAUGUUGAAUAUUAAAAUACUUCACAAGUUAAUAAACCAUUUGUAAAGUGUUUAUAAAAUCUUUGUAUCAUGUGUUGGUACACCGUAUCAAGUUUUUUCUGGCAUGUAUUCCAUUCUAACUAAUGUAAAAUUUCUAUUGUUGCUGUAAAUAUUAUAAAAAUAUUUAUCCCAUGGUAACCUUAAUUAUCAGCAUGAAAAUGGUUAAUUUUUACUGAGCACAAUGUAUUUUUGAAUGGACCUUCCAAAAAUACGUCUUUAAUAAAAUGCAGAUUUUGCACUAGAAAA
Molecule: messenger RNA, 9222 nt
Organism: Monodelphis domestica (gray short-tailed opossum)
Lineage: Eukaryota; Metazoa; Chordata; Mammalia; Didelphimorphia; Didelphidae
Source: RefSeq, a predicted model, not a curated record